Molecule: messenger RNA, 354 nt
Organism: Phytophthora infestans T30-4
Lineage: Eukaryota; Oomycota; Peronosporomycetes; Peronosporales; Peronosporaceae
Exons: 2
Coding region: 1-354 (117 amino acids)
Source: RefSeq, a predicted model, not a curated record
AUGGAUUGGUGUGGCUGCGACACAAUUUGCCGACCGGAUGGUUGCCCAAAUGCAUUGGGUAGCAUAUUUUGUGCUCGGAAUAACUGCCUCAACGGAUCUGACCGUGGCAAUCGACUGAGAACUGUGAGUGGCCUGCACCUAGCGCGUGGAAAUAUUGGAUACUCUGUUUUCACGUCUGAGGAUAUUGAAAGUGGAAGUAUUGUUGCUGAGUACGCUGGUGUGUUGACAACACACGACUACCGUAAGGACAGGAAAAGAACCAGCAACUACACCAUCGGUUUGGCCGCGCGGUCGUCGCGCAAGGAGAACUUUAACGAUGGAGGAUAUUCGAGCUGGAAGCGAGGUCACUGUUGA